UCGCCGCGUCGGUCAAGCGCAACGCUUUCACGCGUGGCUCAACGCUUCCGCCCCUGCUCCUUGUUCCACACGUCGAUGCUCGCGCAGACUCUGACCCAACGAGCAAUGCACCCGAUCGAUGGCAUCACACGCGCGCGAGCAGCGUCCGAUGCGACCGUGCAUGCAAGCCUAUAGAGUAUGGGCUCGCCUCCCCUGCGCCGUAGACACUGGGUCGUGGUCGCAUGCAGGAUGGUCAUGGGCGGGAUUACGUCGGUCUGUUGUGCUGCCCACAACUCUCUUGCUCGCAUUCUCGCCCUCAUGUCUCCUGCCGCCUGCUCGUGACGCUCGCGUGUUCGUUCGAUGGCGCGUUCGCGGCACUCAUACUCGGCUUCUGAUGGUGAGUGCUCAGUUCAUGCCCUCGCAGAGGUAGAUAUCUACGCCCGCCCGGGCAUGCUUCGCUUCGUGUCACAGGCAGCAUGCACUGCUCGUGCCCAGGCGCCGCGAGCGGUGGCUUUCACAUGGUCUCACGCGCAAUUGACCAGACGGCCUGCCUGCGCGCGACGCGCGCG
Messenger RNA from Laetiporus sulphureus 93-53, 548 nucleotides. RefSeq lists its product as uncharacterized. The transcript has 3 exons. NCBI's taxonomy places the organism in Eukaryota, Fungi, Basidiomycota, Agaricomycetes, Polyporales, Laetiporaceae. Bases 119 to 409 code for a protein of 96 amino acids. The record is from RefSeq and is a predicted model, not a curated record.